Messenger RNA from Candidula unifasciata, 540 nucleotides. The record is from the annotation of a GenBank genome assembly. NCBI's taxonomy places the organism in Eukaryota, Metazoa, Mollusca, Gastropoda, Stylommatophora, Geomitridae.
AUGGAAGGCAGCAAUGCAGACAUACCCAUCAGCACUGUAAGUACCGUGAAAGCGAAGCGGAAGCACGCAGAGACGGUAGAGAGUCUGCAGCAUCAUCUGGAAAUGUUAGAAGAUAAGCGAAAGAACUCAGUGCCCUCCUGUUCGUCUUUGAAUUUGAUACGACAGAGGAGCCAAGCAGUGGAAGAUAAGUUGGCAGAUGAUAGAGGUGCUUUAAUUGUCGACGUCGAUCACAUGAUGUGCAGUGGGGUGACUGUUGCUGGAUUCAAACCAAGAGCAAUAAUUCGGAAACGCAUUAAGACGGCUACCCCCACGGAUACCAAGGAUACCGAAUAUUGGCAGAAACGGCGUAAAAACAACGAUUCGGCUCGCAAGUCACGAGAGUCCAAGAAAGAAAAAGAAAAAAACUUCUACAAGAGGGCCUUGGAGUUAGAGUAUGAAAACCUUUAUCUGCAGGAAUGUUUGAGUCUGGCUGAAGCUGAACUGGCCAGUCUGGGUCAUCCGUUUGUUCCCCCUGUCUUUGGUGGUCAGUGUUAUUACUGA